Messenger RNA from Drosophila grimshawi, 555 nucleotides. It is a transcript of the gene Obp19a, whose product is annotated as general odorant-binding protein 19a. Bases 12 to 440 code for a protein of 142 amino acids. Gene Ontology annotation, biological process: sensory perception of smell; olfactory behavior. Gene Ontology annotation, molecular function: odorant binding; dibutyl phthalate binding. The record is from RefSeq and is a predicted model, not a curated record. NCBI's taxonomy places the organism in Eukaryota, Metazoa, Arthropoda, Insecta, Diptera, Drosophilidae. Gene Ontology annotation, cellular component: extracellular region. The transcript is spliced from 3 exons.
GAGCUGGAGCCAUGAAAUACAUACAACUGCUGUUCGUUAGCUUCCUGAUGGGUUUGCCACUCUGUUGGUCCGGAGCCACCGAGGAGCAGAUGUGGGCCGCCGGUAAGCUAAUGCGUGACGUGUGCUUGCCCAAGUUCCCCAAGGUGUCGGUGGCUAUUGCCGAUGACAUCCAUGAGGGCAGACUGCCCAACGACAAGGAUGCCAAAUGCUACAUGAACUGCGUCAUGGAGAUGAUGCAAACGAUAAAGAAGGGCAAAUUCCAGCUGGAGUCAUCGCUCAAGCAGGUGGAGCUGCUCAUGCCGGAUCACUACAAAGCCUCCUAUCGCAGGGGCCUCAGCGAGUGCAAGGAUGCCGGCGCUGGCAUCAAAAACAACUGCGAUGCCGCCCAUGCGCUUCUCACCUGCUUUGUGGGCACGAUUGAAAUAUUUAUUUUCCCCUAAGCGACCGAUAUCUAUAUAAAGAAUGUUUGUCGCUUUAAAAUUCCCAAUACUAAUUGACGAUUAAUUUUAGUUUCUUGUGAAUAAAUUACAUAAGCUGGUAGUCCCUGAGAAAAUA